Messenger RNA from Xenia sp. Carnegie-2017, 2330 nucleotides. RefSeq lists its product as uncharacterized. Gene Ontology annotation, biological process: transcription by RNA polymerase I. Gene Ontology annotation, molecular function: RNA polymerase I core promoter sequence-specific DNA binding; protein binding. The record is from RefSeq and is a predicted model, not a curated record. The transcript has 4 exons. Lineage: Eukaryota; Metazoa; Cnidaria; Anthozoa; Malacalcyonacea; Xeniidae. Gene Ontology annotation, cellular component: fibrillar center. The coding region runs from base 211 to 2142 and encodes 643 amino acids.
UUUGUAAACAAUACAUCGCUAGCUAGAAUUCACUACAUGUGCAGUUUUGUGAGUUAAUUUCUCGGUCGUUUUACAAAGUAAGUGAACAAAAAACAUCUUUGGGCGUAAAAAAAUAUAUGAAAAAUGAAUUUAUCCCACAAAUUGAUGCGCGAAAGUCUUCGUAGGGUGGAUCAAUUUUAAUGCAUCAGUAUCAGCUAAUCAAGAUAUGUGAUGUAUAAAUCUAAACUGAACUUUCCAUCUUUCAACUUUCCGUACAGUCCGUCUGAAGACUCAAGACAAUUUUUAGUGGAUUAUGGUCGUACAGGAUUUGUUCAUGUGUAUAAAAGUGACCGAACAGUUAAAUAUUCACGGCAAAAAUAUGGCUCUAAAGAUGAACUAUUAGAUUUUAUUUCCAACAAGCCCACUUUACCUUUGAAUCUUCCAGAGUUCAACGCAAUUGACACUCGUUCUUCAUCAACAAAAUCCAAACCAUCUUGUUUACCAUCUAAACAUGAAUCAAAAUCAACAAAAAUUGCUGACAACAGAACGUCUUUUGGGAAUUGUUUAUCUCAUACAAAGUUAGAUGAUGAUAUUUUACUGGUUCAUCCCUGGGGAAAUACAAUGAAUGAAUUGCACUUCAGUAGUUUGGCCAUGAAUUCUGUUGGCAUUGCUUCACAAAACUUGUCAAAGACAUCAGAAUUUGUCAUUCUGCCUGAAACAAUCCAUGAAAUUAACAUUGCCAACAGUUUUCAUGGACAUGUUGCUGUAAGAACAGAUACAACAUGCUGGUUAUUUCUAGUCGAUUAUUCAAACAAAACUCAGAUACCACAAUUUCUUGGAAAUGUCAAGUGUCCAAGUCAGCCAUGUUCUGUUAUAGUCAGUCCUUACAUCCCUGGUGAAGUUGCAAUUACCAUGGAAACAGGAAAUUUGUAUCUCUGGAAUGGUGACAAGAUAAUUGAAAAAUAUUCUCCCACAACAGUUUCCAAUGCAAAAUGUUGUAUUUGUGAAUAUGGUGGUCACCCAAGACAAGUUGUACAAGGCAAUGAAAGCAACAUUAAACUAAUUGAUUUCAGGGAUAGAAGAACCCAAAACAUCAUGAGCUUACCUUCAACACAUUUUUUCCCUAACAGCAAGUUUACGGCCAUACAACGUAACCAUUACAACCCAUUUCAUUAUGCUAUAGCUACCGACCAAUCUCUUGCAAUCCUUGACACACGUUUUGUUCAGCAUCCUAUGUUGAAGUGGACAUAUUCACUUGAAUAUCCGAGUAAAUACAUUAAAAUAGAAAAAUCUCUCAAUUCUGAUGAAGUUUUGGUGUUUUUGGGAUCAUAUGAUAACCAUGAAAUACAUUGUUUCCAAUAUUGUUAUGGUAAAAGGUGUGACAAAAUUCAUGUUGAAUUGAUGGGUGAUUCACCAGCUGUUCUUCCACCGCAAGUAACACAUAGUCCUUGGAAGGUUUCCUCGUACAGUGAAUGGCCGGAAAUGGUGGAUUACCACGAUAAAAUAUGCAGUUUGUUGCUAGUAAAUGAAAGACUGAAUAACCCUCUACUGGGCUUCACUUGUGUUGCACACAAGAAAUACCUCUCCAUCAUUCAACUGUCAAAUGCUGGUGACUUAUUUUACCAGAAUUACCAGCCAUUCAAAAGACACAAUGAUACUGAAAUAUCAAUUCAUGAAGACACUGACAUGACACCAUUAGAAGACACGUCUGUACAGUUAGAUGAAAAUGAAGAGAAAUUUCUCUCUCAAUGGGCUAAUUACCUUGUGAGUCAAUUUCGUGAAGACAACAAGUCGAACAGAAAAUGGAAGUUUAAAGAUGUUAAUUUAAUACAGAAUGAAAUGUUUAAAUCUUUACACAGAGGUCUUCAAUGUUUUUUAUGCAGUGGUGGAGAAAUCGCUGAAACAGAGGAUAAUGACUGUAUAUGUUGCAAACUUUCAUCUUCUGUUUCUCAAUCUCUUUCUCAUAUGGAAAAAAAUGAUGAAAAACUACUCAUUAAAUCAAGCUUGGGUAUCCAGAACUCGUUACAAACUCUUAAUUUAUUUGAUAAAACAAUCAAUUGUAGUAAAGCUCUGGGAAAGAACUUAUUAUAUAACUGGACUUCAGACGAGCAAAAAGCUAUAGAUUUGACAGAGGAAAACGAUUAUCAUAAAGAAAGUCUGUGAUUUACUUUUUAUUUUUUAGUGAUUUUCGUUACAUUUUAUAUUAGAGUAAAUUAAACGUUAAGUUAACUUUUUUUUCUCAUUCCAUCACUGGUUUUGACGCUUUUUUAGAAAGUAAAUGCCGUGUCUUAUUUUUUUACUCUCCGCAGGUAGCUACACCACAAUUAAAAUGAAUAAAAAUAUACAACAAA